Molecule: messenger RNA, 3108 nt
Organism: Musa acuminata AAA Group (dessert banana)
Lineage: Eukaryota; Viridiplantae; Streptophyta; Magnoliopsida; Zingiberales; Musaceae
Product: peptidyl serine alpha-galactosyltransferase-like
Exons: 8
Coding region: 128-2500 (790 amino acids)
Molecular function (GO): glycosyltransferase activity
Source: RefSeq, a predicted model, not a curated record
UCCAUCAACGCCUCUGCAUUUUCUUUUAAUCCUUUUAGGACAGCAAUUGGUGGAAGGAACGUCGACGCUUCACCACCAUGCCCUGAACUUUAGAUCCCUGGAUCGGCCGCUGCGAUCUUUGUCCGUGAUGGCGUCAUUCGCUCCGGCGGCGAUCGUGGUGCUGGUGGUGGUGGUGGCGGUGUGUCCCUCCUCGGCGCUGGCGGAAGCCCGGAAGGCGCCGUGGAGGAUGCACACCCUGUUCUCCGUUGAGUGCCAGGAUUACUUCGACUGGCAGACGGUGGGUUUGAUGCACAGCUACCGCAAGGCGCGGCAGCCGGGGCCCAUCACCCGUCUCCUUAGCUGCACCGACGAGCAGCGCCGCCGGUACCGGGGCAUGGGCCUCGCGCCCACCUUCGAGGUCCCUUCCAUGAGCCGCCACCCACGGACCGGGGAUUGGUAUCCUGCUAUCAAUAAACCAGCUGGUGUUUUGCAUUGGCUUGAACAUAGUGAAGAUGCAGAUAAUGUUGAUUGGGUUGUAAUCCUGGAUGCAGAUAUGAUCAUUCGAGGUCCAAUAGUACCUUGGGAACUGGGUGCCGAGAAAGGUAGACCAGUUGCUGCAUAUUAUGGGUACUUGAGGGGAUGUGAUAAUAUUCUCUCACGUUUGCACACAAAGCAUCCUGAAUUAUGUGACAAGGUUGGUGGACUUCUAGCCAUGCAUAUUGAUGACUUAAGGGCUUUAGCUCCUCUGUGGCUUUCAAAGACUGAGGAAGUGCGAGAGGAUCGAGCACAUUGGGGAACCAACAUAACUGGUGACAUUUAUGGCAAGGGUUGGAUCAGUGAGAUGUAUGGAUAUUCAUUUGGUGCAGCAGAGGUCGGCCUCCGUCACAAGAUAAAUGAUGAUUUAAUGCUUUAUCCUGGUUAUAUUCCUAGAGUUGGUGUGGAGCCUAUCCUCUUGCACUAUGGUUUACCAUUUAAAGUUGGUAAUUGGUCCUUUAGAAAGAUAAGACAUCAUGAGGAUGGCAUUGUGUAUGACUGCAACAGAAUCUUCCCUCCACCACCUUUUCCUAGAGAGGUCGAGAUGAUGGAAGCUGAUUUAAACAAAAGGCGAGGCUUAUUCUUGAGCAUAGAAUGCAUUAACACUUUAAAUGAAGGUCUUCUAUUACACCAUGCAUCUAUGGGUUGUCCUAAGCCACAGUGGUCAAAAUAUCUAAGUUUCUUGAAGAGUAAGAGAUUUUCUGAGCUCACCAAGCCAAAAUAUUUAAAUCGCAAAAAACCUAGCAGUCAGAUAUCAGAGCACAGAAUUAUCUCUAUUGAAUCUCGAAAUGUGUACCCAAAAAUACAUACUCUUUUCUCAACAGAAUGUUCAUCAUAUUUUGAUUGGCAAACUGUGGGGCUUGUUCAUAGUUUUCAUUUGAGUGGCCAGCCUGGAAAUAUCACUCGACUUCUUAGUUGUACUGAUGAGGUCUUGAAGCAAUACAAGGGCCAUAAUUUAGCUCCUACACAUUAUGUUCCAUCUAUGAGCCAACAUCCAUUAACAGGAGACUGGUAUCCAGCUAUCAAUAAGCCAGCAUCCGUUCUUCAUUGGCUUAAUCAUGUUGAAACUGAUGCUGAGUUCAUUGUUAUUUUGGAUGCUGACAUGAUAAUGAGAGGUCCCAUUACACCAUGGGAGUAUGGUGCGCAACGUGGUCGUCCUGUUUCAACUCCUUAUGAAUACCUUAUUGGUUGUGACAAUGAGCUUGCAAAGAUACACACUAGAAAUCCUUCUGCUUGUGAAAAGGUUGGUGGUGUUAUAAUAAUGCACAUAGAUGAUCUACGGAAGUUUGCAUUAUUGUGGCUCCACAAGACAGAGGAGGUUCGAUCUGACAAAGCUCAUUAUGCUACAAAUUUUACUGGGGACAUUUAUGGAUCUGGAUGGAUAAGUGAAAUGUAUGGUUACUCCUUCGGUGCUGCUGAGUUAAAUCUGAGGCAUAUUAUCAGGCGUGACAUACUGAUAUACCCAGGUUAUGUUCCUGAACCAGGAGUCAAAUACAAGGUCUUCCACUAUGGACUGAGAUUUGGUGUUGGGAAUUGGAGUUUUGACAAGGCUGACUGGGGAAAUGUUGACAUGGUAAAUACAUGUUGGGCUAAGUUUCCCGAACCACCUGAUCGUUCAAGUCUAUCCAUAUCGGAUGAAAAUAUUUUAGAGAGAGAUAUCCUUAGCAUUGAAUGUGGGAAAGCAUUGAAUACUGCUCUUUAUCUGCAUCAUCAGAGCAGGAAAUGCCCUAUUCCUUCAGAAGGCAAUAGUAAUUUUAGUGUAGUGGAAGAUGAGGGUUCAUCCGAUGAAUCGAAACAUGUAACGAAUCCUGCAGCUAAUGUGAUAUCUAUUCAUGCCUCAAGUAGGAUGGGUAUGUCUCCGUGGAUAAGGAUGGUUGCACUUUGGGCUUUUUCUGUGUUAGGGUUUCUAGUUGUGAUUUCAAUGGUCCUCUCUAAUCGCAAGGGAGAAAAUCUUAAGGCUAAAGGUAGCAGAAGCAAGAACGUUUAGCUGAAAUUUGGUGGACAUUACUGGCAAUUCUUGCAAGUUUUAUGAUGAAAACUAUAUGACACUGAAUGAGAUCCUCGAGGAUCCGAGAUCAUGCAUCGUUACAUGAUUCUCCAGUGUUCAAACUGAUGAAAAUGACAUAUGGCUUCGAUAAAAGUACAUGUCACAGACAAACAGCAUUUUAUCUGAAGAGCCAUUCAAAAGGAUUUUACAUGUUGUACAAUUUUGAUCACUAUCUUGAGAUUUAAAUUAUCUCUAGCUUGCACAGUUUGCAGUAGGAGAUGGUUAAUUGUUUUGACUAUCCAUGCAAAGCAGCUCAAUAUUUUGAUUUACAUGGGACAGAUAUAGUGACAAUCCAGUUCUCAAGGAUGGCAACAAUUUGACUUCUUGGGAGAUACAUUUUAUCAUAAACAAUCACAGAAAAUAACAUAAUUAUAUCUGUGUGGUGGUUGACGAAUAAUUCUUCAGUUUUUUUUUUGUCUUUUUGUAUUUCUUCUGCAUGUAUUUCCUUUUAAUUAGAUGUAUUAUGUGUCUUUGUCAUCCUCAUUUGUUACUUGAGAUGUAGAAUGGUAGUAAACUAUUAUAAAAGUAGUACAUAUUUGUUCCCUGUA